GCCGCGGGAGCCCCCGAGCGAUCCCCCUGCCGCCUCUGAGUGCCGCCUUCCGCCUGGGCUACCGCCGGCGCCGCCGCCGAGGGAGCUGCCGCAGCCGGGUCGGGGAGGAGGCGGCGCGGCAUGAAGCGGCGCAGGCCCGCACCCUGACGCGCGUCGGGACGGUCCGGGCGGGGCCGGGGGGAAGGAUUGGAUGUGAGAAAAGGCAAGACUCCUGUGAGAAGAGAACAGAAUGAGCAGAGGGAUCUAUGCUUGAAGUUGAGUCACUUGGAAAAGAUCUCUUUGAAUGUGGAAGAGAUCUGAGCAGAUGAAAAUACAAUCGGGAAAAUGCAACAUGGCAGCAGCAAUGGAAACAGAACAGCUGGGUGUUGAGAUCUUUGAAACUGCAGAGUGUGAGGAGAAUAUUGAAUCAGGGGAUCAGCCUAAAUUGGAGCCGUUUUAUGUGGAGCGGUAUUCCUGGAGUCAGCUUAAAAAGCUGCUGGCUGAUACCAGAAAAUAUCAUGGCUACAUGAUGGCUAAGGCACCACAUGAUUUUAUGUUUGUAAAGAGGAAUGAUCCAGAUGGGCCUCAUUCAGACAGGAUCUAUUACCUUGCUAUGUCUGGUGAGAACAGAGAAAAUACACUGUUUUAUUCUGAAAUUCCCAAAAACAUCAACAAAGCUGCAAUCUUAAUGCUCUCUUGGAAGCCUCUUUUGGAUCUUUUUCAGGCAACACUGGACUAUGGAAUGUAUUCUCGAGAAGAAGAACUAUUAAGAGAAAGAAAACGUAUUGGAACAGUUGGUAUUGCUUCUUAUGAUUAUCACCAAGGAAGUGGAACAUUUCUCUUUCAAGCUGGUAGUGGAAUAUAUCACGUAAAAGAUGGAGGGCCACAAGGAUUUACUCAACAACCCUUACGGCCUAAUUUAGUGGAGACUAGUUGUCCCAACAUUAGGAUGGAUCCAAAAUUAUGCCCAGCUGAUCCAGACUGGAUUGCAUUUAUACAUAGCAAUGAUAUUUGGAUAUCCAACAUUGUAACCAGAGAAGAAAGGAGGCUAACCUAUGUGCACAAUGAGCUAGCCAACAUGGAAGAGGAUCCCAGAUCAGCUGGAGUUGCUACCUUUGUUCUUCAAGAAGAAUUUGAUAGAUAUUCUGGCUAUUGGUGGUGUCCAGAAGCUGAAACAACUCCCAGUGGCAGCAAAAUUCUUAGAAUUUUGUAUGAAGAAAAUGAUGAAUCUGAGGUGGAAAUUAUUCAUGUUACAUCUCCUAUGUUGGAAACAAGAAGGGCAGAUUCGUUUCGUUAUCCUAAAACAGGCACAGCAAAUCCAAAAGUCACUUUUAAGAUGUCAGAAAUAAUGAUUGAUACUGAAGGAAGGAUUAUAGAUGUCAUAGAUAAGGAACUAAUUCAGCCUUUUGAGAUUCUGUUUGAAGGAGUUGAAUAUAUUGCCAGAGCUGGAUGGACUCCAGAGGGAAAAUAUGCUUGGUCCAUCCUGCUAGAUCGCUCCCAGACUCGCCUACAGAUAGUAUUGAUCUCGCCUGAAUUAUUUAUCCCAGUUGAAGAUGAUGCCAUGGAAAGACAGAGACUCAUUGAGUCAGUGCCUGACUCUGUGACGCCACUGAUUAUCUAUGAAGAAACAACAGACAUCUGGAUAAAUAUCCAUGACAUCUUUCAUGUUUUUCCCCAAAGUCAUGAAGAUGAAAUUGAAUUUAUUUUUGCCUCUGAAUGCAAAACAGGUUUUCGUCAUUUAUAUAAAAUUACAUCAAUUUUAAAGGAGAGCAAAUAUAAACGAUCCAGUGGUGGGCUACCUGCCCCAAGUGAUUUCAAGUGUCCUGUCAAAGAGGAAAUAGCAAUUACCAGUGGUGAAUGGGAAGUUCUUGGCCGGCAUGGAUCUAAUAUCCAGGUUGAUGAAGUCAGAAAGCUGGUAUAUUUUGAAGGCACCAAAGAUUCUCCUUUAGAACAUCACCUGUACGUGGUCAGUUAUGUAAAUCCUGGAGAAGUGACAAGGCUGACCGACCGUGGCUAUUCCCACUCUUGCUGCAUCAGCCGGCAUUGUGACUUCUUUAUAAGUAAGUACAGUAACCAGAAGAAUCCACACUCUGUGUCCCUUUACAAGCUGUCAAGUCCUGAAGAUGACCCAACUUGCAAAACAAAGGAAUUUUGGGCCACCAUUUUGGAUUCAGCAGGUCCUCUUCCUGACUAUACCCCUCCAGAAAUUUUCUCUUUUGAAAGUACUACUGGAUUUACAUUGUAUGGAAUGCUUUACAAACCUCAUGAUUUACAACCUGGAAAGAAAUACCCCACUGUGCUGUUCAUAUAUGGUGGUCCUCAGGUGCAGUUGGUGAAUAAUCGGUUUAAAGGAGUCAAGUAUUUCCGUUUGAAUACUCUAGCCUCCCUGGGUUAUGUGGUUGUAGUGAUAGACAACAGGGGAUCCUGUCACCGAGGGCUUAAAUUUGAAGGCGCCUUUAAAUAUAAAAUGGGACAAAUAGAAAUUGAUGACCAGGUGGAAGGACUCCAGUAUCUAGCUUCUCGAUAUGAUUUCAUUGAUUUAGAUCGUGUUGGCAUCCAUGGCUGGUCCUAUGGAGGAUACCUCUCCCUGAUGGCAUUAAUCCAGAGAUCAGAUAUCUUCAGGGUUGCUAUUGCUGGAGCCCCAGUUACUCUGUGGAUCUUCUAUGAUACAGGCUACACAGAACGUUACAUGGGUCACCCUGACCAGAAUGAACAGGGCUAUUACUUAGGAUCUGUGGCCAUGCAAGCAGAAAAGUUCCCCUCUGAACCAAAUCGUUUACUGCUCUUACAUGGAUUCUUGGAUGAGAAUGUCCAUUUUGCACACACCAGUAUAUUAUUGAGUUUUUUAGUGAGGGCUGGAAAACCAUAUGAUUUACAGAUCUAUCCUCAGGAGAGACACAGCAUAAGAGUUCCUGAAUCUGGAGAACAUUAUGAACUGCAUCUUUUGCACUACCUUCAAGAAAACCUUGGAUCACGCAUUGCUGCUCUGAAAGUGAUAUAAUUUUGACCUGUGUAGAAUUCUGGUAUACACUGGCUGUUUAACCAAAUGCGGGGGUUUAAUCAAUAGAAAGUAUAGAAUUGAUCAUCACAUUUUGAUAUCUGCCACAUAACAUUUACUUCUAAAAGUAUAUUUGGUGCCAUGCAGGCAUCUACAGUUCAUGGAUAAUAAUCUGAUACUUUUGACCAUACACACAGAAAAUUGAAUGACACAUAUUUCUAAGGGACCCAGCAAUACCUUGAGAAUUACUGAAAGAAAUAAGACAUUAGCACUAUGUAUCCAUAUUACCUUUUUUUUUUUUCACUUUUAAUAGCAUUAUAAACCUCAUGGACUUAAUUAGUGUAUUUUUACAGUAUACUUCUGAGUUUGUAAAAUAUGAUGAUAUUAGUGAUUGGUUGGUUCAAUUCCAGAAUCUCUGACUAGUUACAGAUUUGAUAGCACUUAAAUGUAAUUGAAUAGCUUAAGCUUCAUUGCUUGGGGUGUAUCCAGCAUGUUAUGAACUAAUCACUAUUAAACCUAUGACUUAACCAGUCAAUAAUGAUUUUUUAAGGAAAACAGUGGCCUCCUAAAGACACAUAUUUUGUUCAUUCAUGUUCUGACCGGUUUUUAGCCAAUUUUAACUGUACCUAGUAUAAAUAGUUCUCUUUGAUGAAAUGGCAGAGUGAGUUUUUCCUUUUCCUAUAUGUAGCAUGUAUUUAAUUAAUUAGUCUUAAUAAUAUUGAUAAUUAUAGGCAAAAAUUUUUAAUCAAAUGAUUAGAGCUUAAAUAUUUACUGGUGAUUUGUUUUCCUUUAGGAAAAGGAAAAAGUACACAUUCACUUGUAUUCUUCAGAAAAUGUAGUGGUGCCAGUUUCCAUUGGGUAUUUCCUUAUUAAAAUGGUCCAGGGUUUUAGAGAGAUGGAAAGGAACCUCAGUAGGGUCGGGGAGACCAGGGUGUGGAGAAUGACAGGGAAAGGAGAAGGUGAGGAAGGUCUGCUCAAGGACUAAGAAAUAUAAUUUGACCAAAAGUCCUCAUGACAAAGUCUGGAAAGUAAAAUUUAAACUCCUGAAUGUUAAGGAAACCAGGAUUUAAAAAUUACUCUCUUUUUAUAUUUAUAGACUAUAAUGUUAUUCAGGAGAGGAAAAGUUCCUUAAGAGUUACUUUUGUAAUUCUAAAUUCUAAUUUUUUGUUAUUUUCUUUUAGUUUAGAAACCUUACAAAUUUAAACUAUCUUGAUCCUCCUUUAAUUAUUUGAGCAUAAUUUAGAUAUUGUGAGCUUAAAAUAAAGAGGUUUCUAGAACAAUCUCUUUACCAUAAACUGAUCCCCAACAAGCCAUGUCUCUUUUUCAGUGUUCAAAGCCUAGAGCAGUUUCUUGAAUGGCCAUGACAUUUCCUGGGUUAGCUGGCUGUAACAGCGCUCAUAGGCUUUCAGGUACUGAUUGGAAUCUGUCCCCUAGAGUCUCGGGGUGCAGAUGGGUUACAUGGGAGCCAGUAGUGGAGAAGGCACCUGAGUUUGACCCUGUUUAUCACAAACUUCAGUGUUUGGAAAGUUGCUACAAGUAUUUUUAAACAACGCUCCAAGGAAAUUGGGUGGGUUUUUUUUUUUUUUUUUCACUCUCUCUCACCACUACACAGAGGAGAUUUCUCCGAUAGAGAGCACAGCCUCCAUUAGGAAGAGUGGUGACUGCGCAUCAGAGGUGGCUUGAUCAGUGAGGGCCAGGUGGGAAGUGGGGGGAGUCCAGAAGGCAGGGUGACCUGGUGGUUCUGUCCACAGGAAGGAGAAGGUUUUGCUGUUUGUAUAUUUAUACUGUAUAAUAGGUGCCACAAUUUCCCCUUUUGUCUGUAUAUGUAUUGACUUCCUUGUUGAUGAUAUUUUCCCAUGCGAAGACUUGUUUAUAUUUUUUUCAAUGUUAAAUUAAAUUGAUUUGGUAA
Messenger RNA from Eptesicus fuscus (big brown bat), 4886 nucleotides. RefSeq names its product dipeptidyl peptidase 8 (gene DPP8). Gene Ontology annotation, molecular function: serine-type peptidase activity; dipeptidyl-peptidase activity. The transcript is spliced from 21 exons. Gene Ontology annotation, biological process: proteolysis. Bases 284 to 2980 code for a protein of 898 amino acids. The record is from RefSeq and is a predicted model, not a curated record. Lineage: Eukaryota; Metazoa; Chordata; Mammalia; Chiroptera; Vespertilionidae.